CACAACACAUGCCACAAUAAAACCACCACCGUUUCAUCACAGCAGCACCUCAUCAUCAUCAUCCAAACCCUAAUUUCACCACAAACCAUCUUCACAAUAACCUCCAAAAUCACCAAACUCUCACCAAAAUUCACCACCAAUUUGCACAAUCCACCUAUCACAGUACUCACCUGCACUCAAUUUGCACAGCUAGAAGCAAUCAUCGAUCUCAAUUACCCAAAUUACCGUUUUUAGGGUUAACCGAACCCUAAUUUAAGUUUUUCCAAUCAAAAUCGCCAGACGAAACGUCAUCGUUUUGUGUUAAUCUUAUCCGCAAUUCGGUACCCUAGGGUUUGUUGUUCGAUUUUGAUUACAUCGAUACUUAUAGCCAGACGAAACGUCAUUGUUUUGUGUUUACUAGUUUCAGAUAAAUUGCUGAAACUGUAGACUUUCAGGUUCAGUUUUGUGUAUGUAUAACAGUAUAAGUAUUAAGUAUACAUACAUAAAUCGUUGAAAGUAUACUUUCAGGUUCAAUUUUGUAGCUGUCUGGUCAAAAUCGCCCGAUGAAACGUCGUCGUUUUGUGUUUAAUUUUAUCCACAAAUCGGUACCCUAGGGUUUGUUGUUCGAUUUCGAUUAUAUCGAUAUUCAGGUUCAGUUUUGUGUAUGUAUAACAGUAUAACUGUAAAAGUAUACGUACAUUCAUAAAUCGGUAAAAGUAUACUCUCAGGUUCAAUUUUGUUGUCUGGUCAAAAUCGCCAGGCGAAACGUCGUCGUUUUGUGUUAAUCUUAUCCACAGAUUGAUACGCUAGAAGUUGUUCAGUUUCAAUUUUAUCGAUUCUCGAAGAGUUAUUUGUCAUUAGAAGUAGAUAAACCGUUGAAAGUAUACUUUCAGCUUCGGUUUUUGCAUAUGUACAACAGUAUAACUGUAUAAGUAUACAUACAUACUGCAUACAUAUCUUAGGGUUUUGUUAUUGAACUAGAAACCCUAGGUUUUUUGAAAGUGUGAAAUUUUGAUUUGUGUUGAGUUUAGAACUAGAAGCGUAUUUGAGUGUUUUUGGAUAAGAAAUGGCUGGACGUGGAGGUAGGAAGGAUGAUUCGGUAGCAAUUAGCAGUACGAAUGUUUUUGCGGCUCUUGGGAGUUUGAAGAAGAAGAAGAAAUCUGAUAAGGGUGGUAGUUCGAGAAAGGGGCGAGAUAAGGAGGGUGAAGGGGAGACGGAGCAGGUUUUUUGGGCUCCGGCACCGUUAACGGUGAAGUCGUGGGCGGAUGUGGAUGAUGAAGAUGAUGAUGAUUACUUUGCGACUACGGCUCCGCCGCCUGUUUGGGGUGGUGGUGGUGAUCAGGAAGAUAAGGUGAAAGGAAGUGAGAGUCCUGUUGAGGAAAGUGAAAGUGAAGAAGAUGACCUUGAUGAAGUGGAUGAUGACAAUGAUGAUGAAAAUGAUCAUGAACCAGAACCACCAGCAGAAAAGGAGCCCGCUGUUGAAAAGCCCUCUGAAGUUUUGCCGCCCAAAGAAGCCGACAGACAACUUUCGAAGAAGGAACUGAAGAAAAAGGAGCUUGCAGAACUUGAAGCUGUUCUUGCUGAAUUGGGUUUAAACGGCAAUAAUACCCAAGAAGACACCCGUGGUAGUGUUCAAGAGAAAGUCGAGAACCAAAACGGGGAGCAAGAGAAAAAAGACAAUAACGUGCAAGGCGGCGAGAGCAAAAGUGCAAAAAAGAAAAAGAAGAAAGAUAAAUCUUCAAAGGAAACCAAAGAACAACAAGACCUCACAAAUGAACCCGACCCCAUGAAUUCUGAAUCUGCUGAAUCCGAGAAGGCUGAAAAUUUAUCUGCAAUCGACGUCAAAGAGAAAAUGAAAAAGGUGGCUUCCAUGAAAAAGAAGAAAUCCAGCAAGGAAAUGGACACCGCCGCCAAGGCUGCCGCUAGUGAGGCCGCGGCAAGAAAUGCACGACUUGCUGCAGCUAAAAAGAAGGAGAAGAGCCACUAUAACCAGCAGCCUGUUCGCUAAGUUUUGUCUUUACAGUUUAUGAUAUAUAUGUCUAUGCUGUAGAUUGCAUGCUUAAUAAACCCUAUGGUCGUCUUCGGUGACAUUUUGAGAAGUGUUCACAUAGCGAAAUUUUACAGUUUUUUUUUUUUACAUUAUAGAAUUUAUAGACCUGUUUGUGCGGUUGGUAGAAAGUGAAAAAGAUCCUUUCAUGGAUGAAACUGUUUUAGAAUUCUAGUUUUUGUUUGUCUUUGGAUGAUGAUUUGUUUCCUCCUCCUUCUAUUUAUGUGAAUUGGGAAGUUUGUAA
Messenger RNA from Helianthus annuus (common sunflower), 2270 nucleotides. RefSeq names its product troponin T, fast skeletal muscle isoforms. Bases 1046 to 1987 code for a protein of 313 amino acids. Lineage: Eukaryota; Viridiplantae; Streptophyta; Magnoliopsida; Asterales; Asteraceae. The record is from RefSeq and is a predicted model, not a curated record. The transcript is spliced from 3 exons.